GUCACAACCCGGGCUCCCGCCCAGCCCAUCCAGCUCGCCCGCUUGUCUGUGCCCGAGGCGGUGGCGGCUGCCUAGUGACAGCGGCGGCGGCACCAGGCCAGCCGGAGAAGCGUAGGGUGGUGCGGCCCGGAAACGCACACCCGGACAAAGGGCGGCGUGGCGCGAGGAAGACCCGACCCGGGUCGCGCGUGAGGGGACCUCGCGGGCGCGGGGCGUGGGGCCGGCGUGAGGGAUCGCCCAGGCGGUGGCCGCCGGCGGCCGGGUCCCGCCUGCCGCCGCCGGCAUGAGCCACAUCCAGAUCCCGCCCGGGCUCACAGAGCUGCUGCAGGGCUACACCGUGGAGGUGUUGCGGCAGCAGCCGCCCGACCUCGUCGACUUCGCGGUGGACUACUUCACCCGCCUGCGCGAGGCCCGCUCCAGAGCCUCCACCCCGCUCGCCGCCCCUCCUUCCGGCUCCCAGGGUCUAGAGCCCGGCCCUGGCCUUGUCGCCGAUGCGAUCGCGGACAGCGAGUCGGAGGACGAAGAGGACUUGGACGUUCCAGUUCCUAACAGAUUUGAUCGGCGGCGAGUAUCAGUCUGUGCUGAGACCUAUAACCCUGAUGAGGAAGAGGAGGAUACUGAUCCAAGGGUGAUUCAUCCUAAAACUGAUCAACAGAGGUGCAGACUUCAGGAAGCUUGCAAAGAUAUUCUUCUUUUCAAAAAUCUUGAUCAGGAACAGCUUUCUCAAGUCCUCGAUGCCAUGUUUGAAAGGACAGUCAAAGUUGAUGAGCAUGUCAUUGACCAAGGAGAUGAUGGGGACAACUUUUAUGUCAUUGAACGGGGAACCUAUGAUAUUUUAGUAACAAAAGAUAAUCAAACCCGCUCUGUUGGUCAGUAUGACAACCAUGGCAGUUUUGGAGAACUAGCUCUGAUGUACAACACCCCGAGAGCUGCUACCAUUGUCGCCACUUCAGAAGGCUCCCUUUGGGGACUGGACCGUGUGACGUUUAGAAGAAUCAUAGUGAAAAAUAAUGCAAAAAAGAGGAAGAUGUUUGAAUCAUUUAUUGAAUCUGUGCUGCUUCUUAAAUCACUAGAGGUGUCAGAACGAAUGAAGAUUGUGGAUGUAAUAGGAGAAAAGGUCUAUAAGGAUGGAGAGCGCAUAAUCACUCAGGGUGAAAAGGCUGAUAGUUUUUACAUUAUAGAGUCUGGCGAAGUGAGCAUCUUGAUUAAAAGCAAGACUAAAGCAAACAAGGAUGGUGGGAACCAAGAGGUCGAGAUUGCCCGCUGCCAUAAGGGGCAGUACUUUGGAGAGCUUGCACUGGUCACCAACAAACCCAGAGCUGCUUCGGCUUAUGCCGUGGGAGAUGUGAAAUGCUUAGUUAUGGAUGUACAAGCAUUUGAGAGGCUUCUGGGGCCCUGCAUGGACAUCAUGAAGAGGAACAUCUCGCACUACGAGGAACAGCUCGUGAAGAUGUUUGGCUCCAGCAUGGAUCUGAUAGAUCCUGGGCAGUAGGUGUGCCACACCCCAGAGCCUUCUCAGUGUGAUACCAAAACCUUCCGGUCAGCCACAGAACACAAACAGAAAAUGUGACAGAACUGCUCCUGCUGUUGCCGCCACCACUGCCAUUGCUACGGCUGUGGGCAUUUAGAAAACUUGGAAGUCAGCACUAAAGGAUGGGUAGAGGUUCAACCCACACCUCCACUUUGCUUCUGAAAGCCCAUUAUUAGACCACUUGUAAUGAUUACUCCAACCCAGUUUUCACAUCUUUGGUUCAAAAUGGCAUGUCUCUCCAACAAUUUAAGUGCCUGAUACAAAGUCCAAAGUGUAAACAUCUUCCUUUCCUCUCUUGCUGCUACUGUUGCUUUUGGAAGUUACCACAGGUUGGCACAAACCUGUUGUAUAACUGUAGACACCCUCCCCCAACCUUUUUUAGCCUUCCGUUUCCUCAUUUGUCAUUUGAGAAAGUCCACAACUGUAGCCUUUGGUUUUACCAUAAAAAAUGGUGGCAGAUGUGAUGGAGGUCUGUGGUCCUGUGGCAUUGUACUGUCUGCUGACAGUGGCACACAUGACAGCUGUCCCCAAACUCUCAGUGAUGCUUAGGGAAAGGCCCUGCCCAGGGCCCAGCAGGUCAGCACCCCAAAGCACACUGAUCAGACAUCGGAACCCACGUUAGAGCAGAAAAUUUGAGUUUAGCACAUUUUACAUGUAGCAGAGAGCCAGGGAAGGUUUUCUGGGUUGGGGGCAGGGGUGUUUUAUUUUGUUUCAGUAGAUUUUGUUUUGUUUAAUCUCUGUGCAGUUUGCAUGAGUGAAUUGCUGUCCGUUUAUAAGGAGCUGGGGUCUGGGAGUGCCAUCACUGUAUCUGACCUAAAUACUUUCCUGGGCAACUCCUGCCCAUCUCUUAUUACCAGUUGCUCGUACUGAUGGCAGUGUGCUGGCAAAGAGAGACCUUUCCCUCUGCUCCAGAGUUGUUAUGUAGCUUUGCUAUUGAACCAUCAAUUUUUAAACUCUUUAAAGAAGAAGCAGCUAUUUUUUUGAAAAAAAAAAACAAAAAAAAACUCUCUAUUUAGAGAAUUUCCCUGGACAUAUUCAUAUAUAUCAGUUUGUCAGCUGACUCAGGCAUUCAUCUUAAAGAUCAGCUCCUUUUGUUAGUCUUUAAAAAUCAGCAUCAUUUACAAGUUCAUAGCAUUACUGCAAGACCUUUCUAAUUAAGAUGUUGGGAUAGUUAGUGUUCCAGUUGUUAAUCCCAGAGGAAAGUAAUUUAGCUUGUAUUUUAAAAUAUUUUAAACCUUUUGAUUAUAUCAGGUGGAAUUCUAAUGAAUUGUCGUAAUUAACUAGAUAUAUUUCAGAAUGAAAUUUUUUUUCUUCAGAAUAACCUAGAAUCAGAUGCUACAAGAGAUCCUAAGAGCAGUAUGAAAUUUACCUAAAGAUAAAUUUGGAUGUCAUAGCCAAGUUUAUAUUAAAUCAAGAGGCCCUUUCCUGUAUGAAUUUUUUUAACUUGUAUAUCUCAGUAAAUCCCUAAGCAAUUACAUGCUGGGGCUUGAGUCAUUCCUGUUGUAGACAAUGAUGGAGACCAUAUGGUCACCUUCCAUUGUCCUCCUAAGCCACGCUGUCUGCUUUUGCCAUGAACAGUAUGGUCAAGAGAUUUUCAGAGUGAUGACCCAUCACAACCUUAGUCAAUUCUCCCUUUUUCUUGUGCUCCAUGAAGUGAAAGUAGGACUCUUUCAGACUGCUCUAGGUAGCCUGCCUUGCAGCUCUCAGAAUUGUGAAACAUUGUAACUAAUACUCCAAAACAGGCAGCUAGCACUGGGAAAGCCUGUGUGGUUUUUCCCACGGUUUUCUGAGGUUCUUAUUUUCUAUGGUGUUGCUUUAUUAUCAAAUAUAAGUUAAGAAAGCAGAUAUUGCACUUUAGCAGACGAGAACCAUACCUGUUUCUUACACAGGUAACAGGUACAUUCAGCUUCAGGAGUGACACAGAGGUGUAGCCCCCAGACUGUGUAAGGACUCUGUAUAAACACUGAGUGGGGGAACUUCCCUGGUGGUGCAGUGGUUAAGAUUCCACGCUCCCAGUUCAGGGGGCCCGGGUUCGAUCCCUGGGCAGGGAACUAGAUCCCACAUGCAUGCCACAACUAAGCAUUCGCAUGCCACAACUAAGGAGCCUACAUGCUGCAACUAAGGAGCUGGCAAGCCGCAACUAAGGAGCCUGCCUGCCUCAACUAUGACCCAGCGCAACCAAGUAAGAUAAAUAAAUAUUUUAAAAAUAAAAAUAAAUAAAUAAACAAACACUGAGUGGAUGCUCCCUUACACCCCACAUGCCAGCAACGUUAGGGCCAGCUGUGAACUCCGACCCAGUCACUCCUGGAGGCUGCUAGGGAUGGGACUUCUCAUCUUGCCCUCUUUCACAUCCCAGUUCAAUCUUCCCCUUCAUAGAAGCCUCUUUAACACCCCCAACUUACUGAUGCUUUCGGUUUUACAAAGUAGAAUUCAUCAGAUUUAAGUCUUCCUGCUCUAACUGCGGAUUGACAUAUGGAUCAUCAGUCCAGACCCUCACUGCAUAUAGGACCCUUUGAGGGUCUGACUUGAGGAAGGGAGACUUUACGGGGACUAGUGUGAGUGAAAAGGACACAGCCAUUACCAAGGUGCCAGGAGUCUGACUGUUCCAAUUCUCUUUACAGCAUGAGGAAUUGAAGGUGGCAGACCAAGUUCAGCUCAGGACUCUGGUGUCCACAUUGUGCUGGGCAAGCCCUGCACUGAGAGUUGAGCCUCACAGGGAGGAGCAUGUGUUGGGAAGAGGUCUUUUUGAUAAUUGUUUUAUACUGUUCUCUUCUAUGAUGGUUUAGAGCUUCAUGCUGUCUUUUCUGGCUUUGCUAUUGAUUUUGCAUGGUGGAGAAUGUACCUGAGGGCCUUGAGGUUCAACCUGCAACAUUAUUCUUCCUGCUGGCCCCAGUUUAUCACACCCACUUUCUUCUUUUGGUUGUCUUCUCUGAAGGAAGGGUUCAUCUGCUCUGUCCUCUUAGUCCAUAGUCCUUAUAUAUAAAUAUGUUAUGUAUAAUUGAAGUAGAUUCUCAGGAAUCAGGGUGGAGCUUUUCUUUGAACAGUUUAAUGAGCAAAUUCAGCAGCAAAGUGUCAAGAAAUAAUUCUCCAGCCAGGAGAGGUCAUGUUCAUCCUCUUAUUGCCCAGAUUCUCUAGUUACAACGGUACAGUAGUCACUGAGAGGUGCCACUGGCACCCAGCAGCCCCUGGACACACAGCAUUUCCAUGUCCUGUCACAGUGUACAAACAAUUCUCUCAUUUAGGAAAACUGAACGAGCAUUUUUGCACAGAGAAAAAGGAAAAAGGCCCAUGAAUGUCAUCUUUUAUAUUUUGUUUUCAGUUGGCUAAUGUUGAAUUUUUUGUUCUUGACAUGCACUUGUAAACCAAUCUUGUUGCCAAGAUACAAGUUGUUUUGGUUUUUCACUACAAUUACCUCUUGUUCCUCCUGUCCUGACUGCUGACGUUCCUCAAUGAUUCUAAUGUCUAUUUUAUGGGAAGCAGCCUUCCCAUGGGUUUCCUUUUACACACUGCAGGGCUAUCUUUAUACUUCUAAAAAAAAGGAGAAAACUGUCACUAAACUCAUGGGAGAUUUGCAGAAAACCAUUUAGCCCACCUUGAGCAAAAAGUAGAUUCCUCAUUGUUUUCCUAAGCUCAUUGUAAUAAAAGAAAUCUAAUUCAGCAUUAUUGUGCUACCUCAAAGGUAAAAAUGUUUUAAGGUCUUUAGUCCUGAGUUCUACACAUAGUGUUUGAAAUGUCUUUCAGUUGGAAUUAUUUUUAAAUCAUUGGGGAGAAUCUUAUUUUAACCUGUUUUACACUUGUAUUUUAAUCUCAGAAGAAUAAGUGAUUAGAAGGUGAUCAAUUCUUGCUCUGUAGUAUUGAACAUAUGAUUAAAUCAUUGUUUGCCAUAAACAAGGUUGGGUUUUUUAAAAGGAAACUCUAGGGCUCAGCUUUGCUCUUGGUUAAUAAAGGCUGACAAAUCAUAUCUGAAUUUUUGGUGCAGCCUUGUGUUGUGUGUUUGUCCUCAUUUCAGGGUUCUAUCCAUCACAGCAUUCAUCUAGCAGGUACAUUAUUGAGAUUGGGGUGUGAGCUCUUAAAAAUUAGAGAGGAGGCCUGGACAUAUAUAUUAGGGUUCUCCAGAGAAACAGAACCAAUAGCGUGUAUGUGUGAGGUGUGUGUGUGUGUAUAUAUAAAGAGAUUUAUGGGAAUUCCCUGGCAGUCCAGUGGUUAGGACUUGGCACUUUCACUGCCAUGUCCCCGGGUUCAAUCCCUGGUUUAGGGAACUAAGAUCCCACAAGCCGCACAGCACAGCCAAAAAAAAAAAGAGAGAGAGAGAGAGAGAUUUACUAUAAGGAAUUGGCUCACACAGUUAUGUAAGUCCCAAGAUAUGAAGGGUGAGUUGGCAAGCUGUAGACCUAGGAAAGCUGAUGGUUUAAUUCUAGUCUGAGUCUGAAGACCUGAGAACCAGGAGAGCCAAUAGCAUAUUUCCCACCCAAAGGCUGGCAGGCUUAAGACCCAGGAAGAGAUGAUGUCCCAGUUUGGAGGCAGUCAGGCAGGAUAAUUCUCUCUUACUUGGGCGAGUCAGGCUUUUUGUUCUGUUCAGACCUUCAACUGAUUGGAUGAGGCCCACCCACAUUAGGGAGGGCAAUCUGCUUUACUCAGUCCACUGAUUUAAAUGUUACUUUCAUCCAAAACCACCUUUUCAGAAACUCUCAGAACAAUGUUUGACCAAAUAUCUGGGCACCCCAUGGCCCAUAAUUUGACACAUAAAAUUAACCAUGACAACAUGGUAUUUGAAUUGUUUGGGGAUGGUGUACAAGGGCAUCCAAUAUAUCCCUUGCUGGGGAAGAUAUACUCACCAAUGAAGCCCAGCAGGAAACAUCUCCUGUCUGACAAUAUUAAUUAUUUCCUUCUCUGUAACAUGGCUAUAACCAGAACUAGCAGUGACUCUGCGAUAGCCCGCUGUAUUUAUAGUUUGUUUCCUAGUGACCAAAGGAAGCUCAUUCUAUAACAAAAUCAUGUUCCACUUUGAUCUUGCCUUCACCUGGCAGUACAAAAGGGCCAAGUAAUAAGUGAAUAUAAAAAAUAUCCACAUGGGGCCCAAGAAACUAGUAGUUGAACCCUCAAAGCCAAACUGACCUUGUUUCAAGGCUUUAAAAAUUAAAUAUGGUUUGGCCUUUGUGGUUUUGGUGGUGGUAUUGCUAUGAACAAUUAGGAAGUGCCAGGACUAUGACAAGAUCAUAUGCUCCACAGUCUCAGCCUUUAAGAGUGAAUAUCAUAGGAGGACUUUGCUUUCUAUGUAUGUUCUAACAGGAAGCUAGAAAUCUGUGCCAUCAAAAUUACCUGAAUAUUGGGACUUCACUGGCUGUCCAGUGGUUAAGACUCUGCGCUUCCACUGCAGGGGGCGUGGGUUCCAUCCCUGGUUGGAGAACUAAGAUCCUGCAUGCCGCGUGGUGCAGCCAAAAGUUAAAAAAAAAAAAAAAAAAAUUUACCUGAAUAUAUCCUUGGCAAUCUUAGUGCAUCAAUUUUAUAGCAACAGAAUUAAAACAGUAUUACUUAUAAUAUGAUUAAGGAAAUUGGGAUUGUUUCACAUGUUAAAUAUGAAUUUUGCUUCCUUUACCCAUCCUCUCUAUAGACAAAUGCCUUAUCACAGAUGAUGGCCAGUGAUACAUACUGUUACCUGAUUGGGGAAAUGCAGAGUGUCAACCAGGAACAUAUUAAAUAAUCAGUUGUGAAUUCAGAUGAGAUGAGUAUUAUCUAAGUUCUGAAUUAGAAUGUCAGAAAUUAGGUCUGACUCAGCUCAUUUGUUCAUUGAACAAAAUCUUGAUUACCUGCUGUGGCCAUUCGUGACACUGUUUAAAUCCCAGGAAGUAUCAAGAGUAACGACGCUGGCGUCCGAAGGGCAUUCCUGGACCUUUCCUCCAGUGCUAUGGAGCUUAUCCUCAUGUUUCUGGACUCACAUGGACAGCAGCCCCAGUCUCCUAUUUCAAGGAUGAUCAUGCUUCCAGUGCCUGUUGUUGCCCUUGGUCAUGCUGCUCUUCUCUAUAUGGCUCCAUUGCCCCUUCUUAAAGUGAGUAGUUUGGACACACAAGCAUGCAAUGUUCCUCACUGCUUUAGCUUGCAUCACAUAAUUAUGGUUACAGAAGCAUCUAGGAAGCUGUCAAAAGAGAAAGAGUAGAUUUAAGAUUUUAAGGAAAGCUCCCUCCAGGUAAGGACAUCUCAGAAAUUGUCAUCUUCAUGCUAGUCAUCCUAAAUAUCAAGAUUAAGUUUGGCUGGAUAUGCCUUUCUGGCCUAGGUUGCCUUCUGUGAUGAUGUGCUAAGAAUCAGAUUUUGUGGGAAGUGUCUCUUUUGUGUGACAUUUCCACCCCUUCCUCUUUGACUCCUUCCCAAAUAGAAUCCUUGAUCCUGUGGGCACUUCUCUCUCUUCUGUGUCUUUAAGUACACAGAGUCAAGCAAUGCCCAGCCCAUUUGAAGACUACAGGGCAGGAGGCUGACCAGACCGGAAUAUGAAACCACAGGGGGACUGGGAGCUACCCCAGACACUAGGAAAGCGAGCAGGACCUGACUUCACUAAUCAGUCCAUCCUGACAGGCAGAAGAAUGGGUAUUUGCCGGUCAGCUCUUGGGGAAGAGCUGUCGAAACAAUACCAGCCAAAUCUCCAUGGCCCUUCCUCCCUCUGGAGAAUUGCACUGAGGCAAGGGUCAAAAGCCACUGUAUAUGCUGCUGAAAGCUAGCAUCCAGCAAUCUCCUCUCUGGCUAGGCCCUCCAAUCCCCAGAAAGAGGAGGCAGAGGUGUGCAGCUGUUUUUUUUUUCCUAGCAAACAAGUAAAAAGGAAGAGCUAAAGUCCAGACCCACCAGAUGACCAGACCAGCACUUUCCAGCAUAAUAUUCAAGCACAUUUUUAUUCUGAAAAUGAAAGGCCUGGGCGUAAAGGGGCACCUGCCGUACACAUUCCCAUACCUGCCAUGAGCCCAUCCCAGGCAGCUGAAGAAGCAAGGGACCUGAAGCUAAGUCUUAGGCCUGUAGGACAGGCAGGGAAGAGGCCUUUGAGGCAGAUGUGCAUUAGUCCCAGGCAAGUGAGAAUCCUGCAUGAGCUACCUUGGACCACUGGCAUCCUGUCUCAGAGCUGUGCAGUCAGCCCCAUGCCUGGGGUGAGAAAUAGGGCCAUGCAUGGGCUCAGAUGCCCCCAGGAAUCAGCCUGGACCUCCAAAUGAGGGCCUCUUCCCUCUGGCAGCUCUGGAAGCCAUAGCACUUUCCCAACCAGGAUGGAGCUGGGGGACAGAGGGUAUAUGACCCCCAGACCUCCAACUCAGGCACUGCUUCUACCUCAGAACUCAAGAUGGUUCCACCAGGCUGGCAGCUCCUGCCUGAGGUGAGUCAGACGAGGAUGAGUUGGAGUUCUCAUCUAGGGCCUUCUCUUGCUCCACUGUGAGGAGGUAGGCUUAUGGGAAGGCAUCCACCCCCACUGCCCUUGGCUUUGCCCACAGGCAUUGGCCCAGGAGGAUUCCAGCCUUGCCUCUCACAUGCCUGGGCUGGGCCAAGGCCCAACUACUGUAGGUGGCUGGGGCCCAGUGGCUGGUGUGGUCUCUCCCAUUGUGCUCACUUUAAGCUGGGCAUCUUGGGCUCACAGAAAAAGCAGCCCCUACUCUCUGACAGAGCUGGCCUGAUGACUGAAAACUAGGGUGGGUUAUCCUAGUACCUGAUAAAUGGGUGAAACUUUUAUAACAUAAGAGGGCGAGCCUCACAUCUGGGACCUGGUCGAAGGGCCAGGUUUACAACAUGCAAGCGAAGGUACAUUAAAAGUGCAGGUGGGCUUCCCUGGUGGCGCAGUGGUUGAGAAUCCGCCUGCCGAUGCAGGGGACACGGGUUCGUGCCCCGGUCCGGGAAGAUCCCACAUGCCGCGGAGCGGCUGGGCCCGUGAGCCAUGGCCGCUGAGCCUGCGUGUCCGCAGACUGUGCUCCGCAACGGGAGAGGCCGCAACAGUGAGAGGCCCGCGUACCGCAAAAAAAAAAAAAAAAAAAAAAAAAAAGUGCAGGUGUAGGGCCCACUGAGACCAGGCUGGCCUCCAACACAAUGGGAAUUUUUCCGAGUGCCUCUCUAGAGUCUUCACUCCCCGCAUGUGCUGGUAACAAGGGUGUAUGUAUCGAGGAUGCUGGGAAUCACCUCCACUCUGGCCCUGUGGAAUCAUUUUCUUGGUAAUUUUGCUGCCUUUUGUUCUGGAAAAAAAAAAAAUCUUAGGAAUGAUUUGCAGCCAGCCCGUCCCCACAUGGACCAGUCCCAGGCCUGGCUGGGGGUUGGGGGAACAUCUGGGAUUUGAGUCCCUCCCCUGCACAGGUGAGAACAUCAUGUUCCCUACUCAGAGAUGCAUAUCCAACCCUUGAGUGCUGGGGGCCCUGGGAGGACUCCAGGCUGGAGAUGGUGGGGUUGAGUGAGAAUGGCCAGCUCCGUUUGAGAAACAGGAAGGGAAAGGAAUUCCGAGAAAUGUCUGAUCCCAGAACAACUCUAUGCACUCCCAUCCCCACCGCUCCCCAGGCCCAGGCCCUAGCAGAUAGGAGUGCUACCUCAAUUCCAGCCCCGGGCCAGGGCUGUGUGGAAGGGACAAGGUGCCACGGGGGAGCCACAGCUGUUCACACACAUAAAUCAGGCUCCCCAACUGCAGUCUCCUCAACCUCCUGGUCCAACUCUCAUCCCCUCCACCUUUGGAGGACCUCUUUCACCCUGGCCCAUUCCUGCCUGGGGCCUGGUUACAUCCCUGAGAUGAGGUCUCUGAUCAGCACCUCCCUGCCAUCCUUCACCUCCAGGCCCCUUGCACUGCUUGCUGCCUGGUCCUGUCCUCUAACCUCUUGCAUCCCUGCUCACCCUCCCCCAGCAAUGGCAUCACCUUGAUUUUAGGGAAAAAACAGAAGCAAUGGGCCAGAAGCUCAGGGCUCCUCCUCUGUCCCCCAUGUCCUCCUCUAGCUCCUGCCCCACUGUUCUCCCUUCACAGCAAAAGCCUUGAGACUUGCCUGCAGUGCCUCCUCACCUCCCAUUUGUCACAGUGCAACCCUGCCCUCCCGAGUGGCUAACAUGGGCAGACAGAGCUGAUGCACAGAUGAGGGCAGAGCCGGCUCUCUGGAGUCUCAGCCGAAUUCACCAUGGCGAACUUCUCCCUCCUGCUUCAAGAACCACCU
Messenger RNA from Physeter macrocephalus (sperm whale), 10677 nucleotides. It is a transcript of the gene PRKAR2A, whose product is annotated as protein kinase cAMP-dependent type II regulatory subunit alpha. Gene Ontology annotation, cellular component: cAMP-dependent protein kinase complex. Gene Ontology annotation, biological process: negative regulation of cAMP-dependent protein kinase activity. The record is from RefSeq and is a predicted model, not a curated record. Gene Ontology annotation, molecular function: cAMP binding; protein kinase A catalytic subunit binding; cAMP-dependent protein kinase inhibitor activity. The transcript has 11 exons. Lineage: Eukaryota; Metazoa; Chordata; Mammalia; Artiodactyla; Physeteridae. Bases 284 to 1492 code for a protein of 402 amino acids.